Prorocentrum cordatum is the source of this 2640-nucleotide messenger RNA. Lineage: Eukaryota; Dinophyceae; Prorocentrales; Prorocentraceae. The record is from the annotation of a GenBank genome assembly.
AUGCACCUGACGAACGUGCUGGUUUCCCUGUUCUCUUUCUGGGAGUGCGGGCCCCCGAAGGCGAAGGCGAGCUACCCCGACCUCCAGUGGUCUCCUGCACGGAGGGUGGCUGUGGAUAACCUUUAUCAGGACCUGUUCGAGUUCUCCCGCGCGGCUGGGCGUGAUGUUCAGCCGACGCGAGGGCUUGCGAGGCUGCAGAAGUUGGCCUCUGAAUUGAUUGCCCUGCCUGGGAGUUCUUAUGACAGGCGUCUACGCCCUGAAGGAGACCCUGGGUGGGACAUGCAUGUGGGGCAGCUGUCGGCGGACACGCUGGCGCGGGCGUUGGAGGUGCAGCCCGAGCGCGUGAAGUUGAAGACGCCUGGCCCGGGCUGCGAUCCUGCCGACCACCUCGCGGGCUGGCAGCUCGAGGAGUACAUCGGCUACCUGGGCCGCUGCUUGGCUCCGGGCGACUGGCCUGCCAUCCUUCCGAGGAGAUGUCACCGCAUCUCGAAGGACAACGAGCUGAUCUUGGCCCAGGACUUGCUGGGCCGCGGGAUGGCGAUCCUGGUCCCAGCCUCGGAGGUGCCCCGCGACAAGAACGGAUGCGUGCUAGCGUCUGGUUGGUUCGCAGUGGAGCACAGUGAGCAGUGGGGCCGUCUGAUCCAAGACAGGCGCCCUCAGAGCGCGACCGAGGAGCGGUUGGCCUGGCUGCAGUUGCCGUCGGGCGAGCAGCUCAAGUUGCUGAGGCUGAAGGGGCCGACCGAGCACGUGAGGGGCACCGUCUACGACCUCAAGCCCUACUUCUACCAGGUGAAGCGGCCGACAGGAACGGAGCCCCGUCAUGUGGUUGGGCGGCCGUGGCAGGGCCGCUUGCUGGGCUCGUGCGCGACCGAGCCGAACACCAACUACUACCUGGCGUUGACUGUGUGGGGCAUGGGCGACGCCAACCCGUGUGACGUCUGCCAAGAGACGAAUGUGAGCAUUCUGAAGAAGCAGGGCUGCAUGACUCCAGCCGAGUCGUUGAACGCUCAGCUGACCGCGCCGAUCGGGAAGACCUGGGAGGGGAACUACCUCGACGACCACUUGACGGUGCAGGUGUUCUCGGAGGGCGAGGACAAGAGCAAGCUGCGAGACGUGGAGAUCAACGAGCGGGCGAAGCAGGCGUGGGAGGCUGCAGGGCUGCCGCGCUCGGUGGAGAAAGACGUAGUCGAGCAGCCUACCUUCGCCGCCUGGGGCACGGAGGUGCGCGACGACCCGGGCGAGGUCGGCAGUCCGCUGUUCAAGAGGCGGAUCCUUGCAUCGCUGACGUUAGACGUGCUAGAGAGCAAAAAGGUCCCCGAGGUCUCCAGGGCUCUGUAUCGUAUCGGGGCUCAUCGUGGGGAACAUGUGAGGCUCGACUGGAACGAGAUAGACCAGGUGCUCAUGCCGACUAGGAUGCGCAGGCCCGUCAACGAUUUGAAUGAGGCUUUCGCGAGCUUUGAUUGGAAGGUCCAGCGGGGUGGUAGGUUCAGCAAGCACAGCCGCAUCAACCUACAGGAGUUGAGGGCCCUAAAGGGGGAGAUCAGGCGGAGGGGCUUCGACAACAUCCAGAAGGCCCUGCGCGGGAACGUCUUGGGCAGCUCUGGGGUGGCCGCGGCGUCUAGGGCUAGAGACCUCGAGGCCGAGUUCAGUCAUGCGGGGCCCCCGCCAGAGUGGAUCGUGGCGAGCCAGCAGGAGGCGGCCGCCGCAGCCAGGGCGGCAGCAGCUCGCCCCCGGCUGCCUGCGCCGGGCUCGCCGGGCCUGGGACCCGCGCCCGCCGUGGCGCAGGCGCCUGCCGCUGCGCCGCCGGCCGCCGAGGAGGCACUCUCGAGUGCGGCGCCCCGUUGCGACUGGCAGCCGAGAGGAGAGCCCUCCCGUCUGGAGUGGUCCGUGCCGCGAGGACUCGCGAGCCUCUGGCCGAAGCAGGAGUACUUUGCGGGCUGCGGCGCGGUGUCCCGCGCUUGGGCCGCACAAGGGGCCCGCGUGGAGGCCGCUAUCGACGCCUUCCCGCCCUCGGGCUACCGCCCUGAACAGGACCUCCUGAAAGCCGUCAAUGUGCGCCGCGAGCUGGAGCGGAUCCGGGGCCACGCCGUGCGGGUGGGCGCGCGGGCGACCCCCUGCACCUCGUUCGGGCUGCUGUGCCAGAACUGCGGGCCCGGGACUCGGAGCGCCGCGCGGCCGCAGGGUGGCGGUUCCCGCCAGGCAGAGCGGGACGGUAACAGUCUCGCAGUCACGACAGCGGCGGGCUGCCAGGCGCUGGGAGAGGAAGGAGGCCUCUGGGUGGUCGAGAACCCCCGGCGCUCCUGGCUCUUCCGCCAGCCGAGCCUGCAGCGGCUGCUGGGGCGGGAGGGAGUCUACCUCGUCGAGUGCGACAUGUGCCAGUUUGGGCUUGGGCCGCCAGACGACGCCGUGGCCCGCUACAAGAAGAGCACCUGCCUGCUGGGGAACUUCGAGGAGCUCAAGCUGCUGGGCAGGCGCUGCCAAGGACGGUGCAGGCACGUGCGCCUGGAGGGCGGCGUUAAGGUGGACGGACGCUGGCAGAAACGAGCGGCGCUGGCGGCAGCCUACACUGGCGAGUUCGCUGACGCGCUGGUUGUAGCACUGUGGAAGGCGGAGCGAAGGCUCCGCGGCUCGCCGAUGCAG